Recurvomyces mirabilis is the source of this 1287-nucleotide messenger RNA. RefSeq lists its product as uncharacterized. The record is from RefSeq and is a predicted model, not a curated record. Gene Ontology annotation, molecular function: flavin adenine dinucleotide binding; oxidoreductase activity. The transcript is spliced from 2 exons. Bases 1 to 1287 code for a protein of 428 amino acids. NCBI's taxonomy places the organism in Eukaryota, Fungi, Ascomycota, Dothideomycetes, Mycosphaerellales, Teratosphaeriaceae.
AUGGAUGCUCUCCGGAUCGCAUGCCUGCCUGCCAAGAGUGUGAUCCACGCCUCGACCAUGGCGUGGGAAGCACGCAUGACGAAUCAGCAUGGGCUUGCCAUCCCUGGCGCUGCGGACCUCAAAUCGGAUCUCUCGCUAGUCGAGAAACGUAAAGUUCUGAUGGUCGACAAUAUCAAUGGCUUCAAAGACUCCUUCGAUAAAUUCAACGUGGAGAUACUUGAGGGCGAAGGUCGAUUCCUGGAGCCUAAAGUGAUUCAAGUCAGCAACGGCCGUCGCCUGACAGCCGACACGAUCAUCAUCAGUACAGGCUCCCGCGCGUUCAUCGAUCCGAGCAUUCCUGGUCUGGUUGCAAGCAGCCCGAUGACUCAUGUUGAGCUACUGGACAAUGAAGUUCUUCCUUCACACUUGAUCGUGAUCGGAGGUGGGUACGUUGGUCUGGAGUUUGCUCAAGCAUAUUGUCGCUUUGGCGCGAAGGUCACAGUCGUUCAGCGUCAGCAGCAAGUGCUUGUGAAGGAGGAUAAAGAUGUUGUGGAUGCCCUCGUCAGUGUUAUGGAGUCAGAGGGUGUAUGCUUCUUGAUGAACACGGAAGUCAAAUCUGUUGAGGGGAAAUGUGGUGAUAUAGUGACUUUGACUGUCGAGAGCAAUGGGAAAUCUACCAGGCUGCAGGGCUCUCACAUCCUGGUGUCCGCCGGCAGAUUGCCGAAUACCGAGGAGCUGGACCUCGCCAAGGCCGGUAUAAAAGCCACCUCAAGUGGUCAUGUGGUGGUCAACGAUCAGCUACAGACCGUAGUUGAUGGUGUCUAUGCGAGCGGAGAUUGUGCCAACAGUCCAUACUUCACGCACAUGGGGUGGGAUGACCAUCGCGUAAUCCUGAGCCAUAUUUUGGGACAUCCGCGGCGAGCCGGUACGGUCGGACGGUUGGUACCCAGCGUACUCUUCACCUCUCCUGAAGUCGCGCAGGUCGGUCUCCGCGAGAAGGAGGCCAAGGCUGCAGGCAUCGAUUAUCGACUGGUUACGGCUCCUAUGGCCUCCACAUUCCUUCGCACGCACACACUUGGGACGCAUGCGCUUAGUGGCUUUGCUAAGGCACUUGUUGCGAAAGACAGUGAUAAAAUCUUGGGAUUCACUGCCCUUGGAGUGAAUGCAGGCGAGCUGCUGGCUGUGAUCACUCUUGCAAUGCAGCAGAAUCUGGAUUAUCAGGUGAUUGAAGAUCUGAUUAUUACGCAUCCGACUCUGAACGAAGGUUUGGCAUUACUGUUUAUGAGCGUCCCACCGUCGACCGGCUAA